Messenger RNA from Sander lucioperca (pikeperch), 1852 nucleotides. RefSeq names its product E3 ubiquitin-protein ligase RNF182. NCBI's taxonomy places the organism in Eukaryota, Metazoa, Chordata, Actinopteri, Perciformes, Percidae. The record is from RefSeq and is a predicted model, not a curated record. Bases 409 to 1149 code for a protein of 246 amino acids. The transcript is spliced from 8 exons.
GAUCCCUUCUAGCUUGUUGCCAUGGUAACUCCGUCUCCUGCUGCCGGCUGCGCGCUGCAGUGAGUCAGUGAGCAGCAGAGACACAGAGGACAGACGGGGAGUCACCGACAGACACCGACGGACCGGAGACACUACGGUAACCGUUAGUCUGUUAGCCUGUUAGCUCUCCCGCUGCUGCUGAGGGAGGACCAUAGACCGUAUAUCAGAAGGGAGGACGAGGACGAGGACUCCCUCACCGUUACUGAGACUGAUGACGACCAACGGCCGCAGUGUUGCUUCAGCCUGACACACUCCAACUUAUACAGAUGGGCGUCCUCUCCGACUGUCAGACUGCUCAGCUGAUCUGGAGUCAGUCAGCUGACGGUUGAACUCACCUUCCUGGUUCAGGUGUAGACGGCAGCCAAUAGGAUGAGUCUGCUGAAGGGGGCGGAGCCUGGACCAGAGAUGGAUGCCAAGGUGCAGACCUGGGCUCCGUCUCUGGAGGAACUGGAGUGUAAGAUCUGCUUCAGCCGCUACGACGCUCGCAGCCGUAAACCCAAACUGCUGCGCUGCCGACACCUCGUCUGCGCCCGCUGCCUGAAGAAGAUGGUCAACAUGGGAGAGUCCUCGCCAUGCAUCAUCAGCUGUCCAUUCUGUCGCCAUGAGACCCGCGUCCCAGACGACGAGGUGUGGUUGAUGGAGGACGACCGCUACAUGCUGGCUGUCCUGUCCCAUCAGGAUCAAUUCAAGAGAGGAGAAGAGAUGCUGCUGAGUCCCCCCAGUCUCCCUGGCGGCAGCGUGGAUUCAGACUUUAUGCUGAUCUCCGUCAUGGCGCUCACCGAGGACUCUCCGAGCAUGCUCAGUCUGUUUCGGCCGACCGGCCGCGACUUGCUGCCCGCCAACCUGCCGGUGAACAAGUUUGGCGCCUGGAAGUCCUGCAGCGUCCCCCGCUGCCUGCUGGGGGCGCUCUGCCUGGUGUACUUUAGUUCUCUUCCUCUGGGGAUCUACCUGCUGAUGAUUGGUCGGUUGUGUCUCGGCAUUGCCAUGGUGAGCCUGGUUCCCUCCACGCUGCUUCUGCUCGUCCUCUACGGCUUCUGUCAGUGCGUGUGCACGGAGCUGUGCACGGCGCUGAGGGAAAAACUUGCCUCGUGCACGCACUUGCUGCCAUGACGAUGACAACAACAACACAAACACAAUCAGUUUUCAGGAUGAAACGCUGCAGAGUUUAGCGGACUGAUAUUAUGAAGAUAUUUAACUUUUAUUCUCAAAAUAUUCCGAUUUUUUUUAAAUGUUGAUGUUAAUGGUUGUCUUGUGUUUUGGGGAGGAGAUGUGUUAACAUUCUGAGUUUUUCUUUUUAAGAGUUUUUUUUGGGCAUUUCCACAUUUAAUGGACAGGAGAGCUAGGUGAGAGGGGGGAGGGGGGGAGACAUGCAGGAAUUCUCAUAGGUCAGAUUCUAACCCUGGACCUCUGUGUCGAGGCAUAACCCUCUAUGUAAAUGUGCGCCUGCUCUACCCACUGAACCAUUCUGAGAUUUACUUAAAUUAGUUUAAAGUCUGCAGGAAAUUCUGCUUCUGCAGACUGCGUGUGGCGCUGAUGCUAACCAAUUAGAUCAUCAUCAAGACUUCUGGAUGUUCAUGAGAAGGAAAGCCAAGCUAAGAGACAUGGAAUAACAUUUCACAGAUGAUAAAUGUCUUUUACAAUAUUUGACUGUUACCAACGUGUUGAAGAGGAAACGUUAACCCUUCAUGUUCCUGUCCUGAUGCUAAGCUAACGCUAUCCUGUGUCAGCUGAACUAUAUGUUGUUUCAGUAGUUAGUAAUAUCUCAGUAAAAUGCUGUUAUAUGUCUGUUAUUAAACUGUUCCUCAAGUUACCC